AUGAAUACAGAGAGCACGACAUUUGAGACGGACGGUGUGCGCGUCGCCAUUGAAGGCUGCGGACAUGGGACACUCGACGCCAUCUACACCUCCGUCGCCAGGUCCAGCAAAGCGCGAGGAUGGGACGGCGUAGACCUUCUCAUCAUCGGGGGCGACUUCGAGGCCGUGCGCAACGCCGCAGACCUCUCCGUCAUGUCGGUGCCCUUGAAAUACAGGGAGCUCGGUGAUUUCUGGCAGUACUACAACGGCGAGAAGAAAGCGCCUUACCUCACUCUCUUCAUCGCGGGCAACCACGAGGCGAGCUCGUAUCUGUGGGAGCUGUACUACGGCGGCUGGGUCGCGCCGAACAUGUACUACCUCGGUGCUGCUAACGUCUUACGCUUUGGGCCGCUGCGGAUCGCCGGGAUGAGCGGGAUAUGGAAGGGCCACGACUACCGCAAGCCGCACCACGAACGGCUGCCUUUCAACCAAGACGAUAUCAAGAGCUUCUAUCACGUGCGCGAGAUCGAUGUGCGGAAAUUACUCCUGCUGAGGGAGCCCGUGGAUGUGGGAUUGAGCCACGACUGGCCGAGAGCCGUUGAGAACCACGGGAAUACUCGCGCGUUGUGGAGCAAGAAGCCCGACUUCAGACAGGAAAGCAUUGAUGGCGUACUGGGAAACCCGGCUGCCGAGUAUGUUAUGGACCGGCUACGACCAGCGUACUGGUUUUCCGCGCAUAUGCAUUGCAAAUUCACUGCUAUCAAAAAAUAUCAACCGCCUCAAGCUAAGCCAGGACAAGAUGGGGCUGGUGUUACAGAGGCGCCUGCGGAGUCUGACCAAGCCGCGGCAAAUCCAGAUGAGAUUGACCUCGACGCCGAAGACGACGAGGCACCUUCCAAAGACGCACCUAGCACAGAGCAACCAGAACCGACACCACAGCCAUCGUCGUCAACAGCAGUAGCAGAUUCCCUCCGCGCCCAACUCCCCGCAUCCUUCGCCGCGCCAAAGCCAAAGCUAAACCCAGGCCAGCCAGUACCGCCCAGCAUAACCAACACCACAACGCGCUUCCUCGCGCUCGACAAAUGUCUUCCAGGGCGGAAAUUCAUCCAACUCCUGUCCCUCACACCGUUGAACCCAGACCAUCUAACACAAUACCCACCCUCCUCGCCACCCCCAUCCCCAUCCGGGAAGUACCCCCUCUCCUACGACCCAGAAUGGCUCACCACAACACGCCCAUCCCGCCGCUACACCCUGUCCUACGAUCCCGAAUGGCUCGCCAUAACACGAGUCUUCAACCCACUCCUGACAAUCGGCGACCCGGCCGUUCCCACGCCGCCCGACCAAGGCGAAGCCGCGUACGCAGCGCAGAUAGACGCCGAACGAGCCUGGGUCGACGAACACGUCGUGCGCGCGGGCAAGUUGGUUAUCCCGGAGAACUUCGCGAUCACGGCGCCGCCGCAUUACAAGGGGAUGCCCGAGAGCACGCCCGAGCAGCCCGAGGAGUACACGAAUCCGCAGACGGGGGCGUUCUGCGAGCUCGUGGGCGUGAGGAAUUGGUGGGAUGCGAGUCCUGAGGAGCGCGCGGAGAGGAAAGCUAGGGGUCCGCCGCCGUCGGAGUUCCGUGGCGGUGAUGGCGCUGGUGGUGGUGGGAAUAGAGGACGGGGAGGUGGGCGUGGGCGUGGGCGUGGGCGUGGGCGAGGUGGAGGUGGAGGGCGUGGACGAGGAGGGCGAGGGAGGGGAAGGGGGAAGGGAUUCGGUGGUUGGCGGUGA
This is a messenger RNA of Xylaria bambusicola, 1749 nucleotides long. Its product is annotated as lariat debranching enzyme, C-terminal domain-containing protein. Gene Ontology annotation, molecular function: RNA lariat debranching enzyme activity. Gene Ontology annotation, biological process: mRNA splicing, via spliceosome. Gene Ontology annotation, cellular component: nucleus. The transcript has 2 exons. NCBI's taxonomy places the organism in Eukaryota, Fungi, Ascomycota, Sordariomycetes, Xylariales, Xylariaceae. The coding region runs from base 1 to 1749 and encodes 582 amino acids. The record is from RefSeq and is a predicted model, not a curated record.